UGUGUUAAAAUCUGUGUGGAAUGAAGAUGUGCCCAACCGAGAAUAAUAUCGUACAACCUUUGCCCACCAAGCAUUAAUAAGAUGCUGGAAAAUAUCAUCUUAUUAGAGACUAGAAGAGAAAGUGCCUCGUAUAGUAAAUAACGGGUCGAUAUGAAUAUGUCUGUCUCUGAUUUAUCAGUCGGAUGUCGUUUUGCAGAUUAUUUUGCUAUAUGUGGGCUAGAUUUUGAUUCUGGCUUAGAACCUGACAGGCUUUGUGGCGACAACUUGCAUGUAUCUCCUUUGGACCGCUCGUAUAAGGGGAAAAUAUUAGCUCACUACCCUGACAAUGUUCAAAGUAAUCCAUUUGAUGAACAUGCUGUUUGUAUGCUCUGCCUGCCUGCUGGUCUGCAGUUCAGGACACAGAAACAUUCACUAGAGGCAAAGUUCCAUAGUUUUGUUGUGACCAGAGAGAAUGCUUCCCGCUACUAUGGCUUUAGUCUUAUCUUCUAUGAGGAGGUUAGGAACAGAAAUAUCUGCAGUGCCAUGUGUACUUUACAGGCAAUGUAUAUCACCGAGUUAUCUAGUGGACAGACCCCACCCGGUCACAGAAAAAACACUGGAAAAGAGAGCUCUCGGUCCUUGCCCAGGUCCUUCAAGCUGGCUCCACACUCGGGCGCUGCACUCACCUAUUACGACGUAACCAAAGAUAAACUUUAUGUAGCCAAAAGUAUAGCUCUAAUAUGCCAAUAUCCAUACGUGAGGGUAGCGCAGUUGUUUUUAGAGAAUUUAUAUAGAUCACUGCCUAGACAGCCCGGACCGGGCCUCAGUCCGGAGUCGUAUGUGUACAACCUUCUGUAUGAAGUGCCAGUGCCCUCGCCCGGACAGGCCCUGCGCCUGUAUCUGCCACCGGCGGAACCACACUUAGAUCCAGUGCCUGUUGUGAUACAAAUGCCAAAUGUACCCGAGGAGCUGCCGUUGCUCGACUACCCGCUGCGCGUGAUGUUCUCCACGUUGGGAGUCGAAUGUGUGGUCCAGCUGUUUACAUGCGUGCUGUUAGAGCACCAGGUGCUCAUUAGAUCCAGCGAUUACAGUAAGCUGAUGCUGGUGGCGGAGUGCAUGGUGUCGCUGUUGCUGCCGUUUGCGUGGGCGCACGUGUAUGUGCCGAUCCUGCCCGCGCCGCUAUACCACUUCCUCGACGCGCCUGUGCCAUUCGUCAUGGGUCUUCACGCGGAUAGUGCGGCGGCGGGCGGCGCGCGGAACAUCGCGCUCGGCUCCGAGGCGGCGCUGUGUCUGGUCGACGUCGACAAACCGCACAUCCAGCUGCCCGAGGAGCUGCCCGUGUUCCCGCACCGGACCGCCUUCGUACAGGAGCUCAACCACAUCCUGGACAAACAUCAGAUUCAAAGACCUGAAACGGAGCCUACAAAACUCGGCGUGCCAAUAAACGGGACUUCGUACAGACACGCGAGUGACAUGAGCACCAGUUGCACUUUACCAUCGGGCGGUCUUCGUCGCAAGCAUUCAUUGAACGACGUGCUAGAGUGGGACGAGAGUAGGCCGCUGAACGCGUCCCCGCCCGGCUCGCCGACGCGCCGCGCGCCGCGCCGCCUCGACGCGCUGCAGCGCAUCGUCGACAUCGUGAAGCGGACGGGCGUAAACAUAGAGCAAGUGGACUUGGACAGCGUGAUGCCGGCGCCGCAGCGGGGGCCGCUCAGCGACGAGGAGCAGUACCAGGAGGACUCGCGCACCAACGGCGCCGUGCGCGAGUGCUUCCUCAACAGAUUCGUGAACAUGUUCCUCGCGUACGACAACUUCAUCAUCCAGCCCGACCAGGAUCGCGACGCGUGGCUGUCGACUAGAGAGUCCAUGGUGAGCUUCGACAAGGCGUCGUUCCUGUCCGAGCAGCCGCAGCGGCACCGGCCCUUCCUGUCGCGCUUCCUCGACACGCAGAUGUUUGCCACCUUCAUCGACAACAAGAUCAUGGCCGGCUGGGGCGAGUGCGACGCCAAUCUGCGGGCGUUCGACCAUCGCGUCGCCAUUACCAGAACGAAUAGUUUGAAACGCAUAAAGAAUGCAAAGUGGCAAGUGAAGGAUUGCGAGCCAGAACUGUUGCUCGGGGACAUCGGUAGGAAGCUAUCCACCGAGGUCACGAGCGCCGCUAUAUCUCAAAACCACAAAGCUUUCGUCGACAAACUUUUAAAGGAAUGCAAAAGCAAGACAAAGCGUAUGUUAGUAGAGAAAAUGGGCACGGAAGAGACCGACCUCGGUCUCGGCAGCGAAGUGUCCGUCACGGGCGUGGAAGAAAGCACGAUGAUAUCGUCGCUCUGCGACCUGCUGGAGCGGCUGUGGUCGCACGGCGUACAGCACAAGAUGGGCAAGUCUGCGCUCUGGACGCACCUCACCAACUAUCAGGAGUUGGAGCAGUGCAGUACCUCUACGAAGCCUAUAGACCCUAACUGUCUUACGCCUGCUUUGGCGUGGUGUGUGUUACGGAAGCGCCUAGACUAUCUAUCGUCAGUGGGGGCCGAGGUGGAGGCGCAGCAGCAGCAGCAGCCGGGCUCGCCAGGCGGGCGCUCCCGGGACAGCUCGCGCGGCGGGUCGCGGGACUCGUCGCGGGACCGGGACCGCGGGUCGCUCGAGCGCGGCCGCGCCCCGCCGCCCGGCCCGCUGCGCCCGCUGCCCGAGACGCUCACCUUCGAUAUGAGGAAUAUCCAAGCUAUGACCGACAUAAAAACGGAGAUAGGUUACGCCCGCGCUUGGGUCCGGCUCUCGCUGGAGAAGAAACUGCUCUCAAAGCACCUGCGCGAACUAAUCGCCGACACCACACUGCUGCGAUCCCAGUACAAGAAAACCGCCUUCCUGAGGUGCGAGGACGAGCGGGAGCAGUUCCUCUACCAUCUGUUGACCUUGAACGCUGUUGAUUACUACUGUUUCACCAAUACAUAUCCCACCACUAAGCUGCCAUACCGGGUGCUGAUCGCGCCGUCCCGCAAGGCCAGCCAGACCACGGCCAACUGCUGGCUCGCGAUAUCGGGCGUCCUAGGAGACUCCACCCCCAAGAUACCGAUACCACGGAACACCAACGAAUUCGUCUUUCAUCAUAAAAACUUGGGCGUGUUAUCGACGCUCCGCAUCGGGCACGACAACUCCGGUCUGUCGCCGCGGUGGCUUCUAGACCAAGUGUACGUGAGGAACGAAGUCACGGGACACACCUACACGUUCCCGUGCCACCGCUGGCUGGGCUCGGGCGUGGACGACGGCUCCACGGAGCGCCUGCUGGUGGCGGCGCGCCUGCGCGGCGGCCGCACCCCCCGCACACCCGCCGCCGUCGCCACCCACCUCUCCACCGCCACCAUCCAGCACAUGAUCGGUGACUGCGUGAACGCGAUAGUGAAAUGGCACUAUCAGUCGAAAAGAGACAAGGACGCGAACUCGCUGAGUGUUCUGCUGUGCGGGGAGAAUGGGCUCGUCAAGUGCUUGGAGCAAGCCUUCCUCUGCGGGUUCAAGUCCAGCCGCCUCUUCGGCAAGAACUUGUUCAUUUGGGAUUAUUUUGCGAAAGUGAAGGACGAGUUCAAGAUGAGCCUCUGCGACGAGCCGAGCCCACAGGCGCAGGCGAGCGCGUGCGGCGUCGCGUACAACUGUCGCCAGGACCAGGAGCACCGCGCCAUCUGGCGCUGCUACUGCCACCUCAUGCACGAGAUCAGCUCCGUCGGCCGCACGCUGGGCAAGGACGGCAAGUUCCAGCUCUUCAUCUGUCUGAGCCUGAGGGAGCACUGGCUGCACAGGAUGCUGGUGCCCAUGUCGCUGACGCGCGCGACCGGCGACAUGUACGAGGAGCAGAGCUUCCUGCGCAGGCGCGGCCUGCUCACCUUCCUGCGCCAGAUACUAGAGCCGCUCGACGAGUUCCACAUCGUGCUCGAGAACUCUCUCACGCAAGGUAUUUAA
Molecule: messenger RNA, 3924 nt
Organism: Cydia amplana
Lineage: Eukaryota; Metazoa; Arthropoda; Insecta; Lepidoptera; Tortricidae
Gene: pns
Product: DENN domain-containing protein 5B
Exons: 23
Coding region: 151-3924 (1257 amino acids)
Molecular function (GO): guanyl-nucleotide exchange factor activity; small GTPase binding
Source: RefSeq, a predicted model, not a curated record